Molecule: messenger RNA, 2115 nt
Organism: Candidozyma auris
Lineage: Eukaryota; Fungi; Ascomycota; Pichiomycetes; Serinales; Metschnikowiaceae
Gene: TBF1
Product: Tbf1p
Exons: 1
Coding region: 1-2115 (704 amino acids)
Biological process (GO): telomere maintenance via telomere lengthening
Molecular function (GO): double-stranded telomeric DNA binding; protein homodimerization activity
Source: RefSeq, a predicted model, not a curated record
AUGAGCCUCGAGGCGAAACCCGAAAGCGAAAACGACGUCGCCCUCAAUUCUAAAGACGAAUUACAUGAGGACGGCUUCGACCAAGAGAUCCAGCGUGCUAUCGCUGAGCACGAGAGGGAGCUUCUGAGACACCAGCUCCAGGCGGGCCAUGAAGAAGAGGCCCGUGAGGGGGGUAAUAAUGCUGGAAUUGAAGGCAUAGAGCAGCAAGAAGCAGAGAUUGAGAAAAGUGCCUCGCAAAAAGCUGUAGAAGGAGGAACAGAGGCUCCACCCGCCCCUCAGGUUGAACAAGCUCAGGAGGGAGAGCAGGCUCGUGAGAGCUUCAAUGGCAAGAUAGCAAGCGAGCCUUCAACGAAUAACGAGGCUGAAGCUGAAGAUGCUAAUGUGUUCUCUUCUUCCGCAGAGAAGCAUCACUUGGAACUUAUAGCGGAUGAGCUCAAGAAGGCUACUUCAGACACCAUCGAGACCAAAUCAGGUAAACCAACCCACAUUCCUGCUGAUUCUGAGCUUCUUGCCACAAACACCGCUUUGGCUGCCUAUAACGCUCUUUCAAGUCAGGUGCCGCUGGCUGCCUCGCUAACGAACGUACAUUUGGCUGCUUUGCCCCUUCCGCUUGUCACCCCAGAUUACCUUCCAGCAAGAAUACAGUUGUUGAUGAACACCUUGCCAGUGCUUGACAACUUGGCUACCCAGCUUCUUCGAGUUUUUGUUGCUGGGCCAUACCAGAAAAUCAUCGAAAUAGCCUCCAGCCCGGACACACCUCAGGGAGCCGCCUUCAGGGAUUUGGCGUCUCUUUUUGAAUUCACAAAAAGACUCUAUUCUGAAGAAGACCCUUUCCUUACGGUUGAACACUUGGCACCUGGAAUGUGGAAAGAAGGCGACACCACGCCCAGCAUGUUUAGGUAUAGGGAACAGAGCAUAGAGUCGAGUUUACGAAAAGUCAAUUUGGCCACCUUCUUGGCGGCCUGUUUGGGAACUAUCGAGCUUGGAUUCUUCUACUUGAAUGAAUCUUUCUUGGAUGUGUUCUGUCCGUCGAAUAAUCUAGAGCCAGCAAAUUCCAUGUCGAACAUGACCUCGUCAAAUAUGAGUCUUCAAAGUGGUGUAAACACAGUGAUCGGAGACAAGGUCGGUAAGUUACUCAAGCCACAAGCUGUCUUGUACUUAGACUUGAAAACACAGGCGUACAUCUCGGCGAUUGAGGCUGCGGAAAGAACAAGAGAAGAGAUUCUAGAAGACAUUUUCCCCAGCAACAUGGAAGAGAUUCUUCUCAAGAAGCGAGGUGUCAAAAACUUAGCGCCGAUAGAGUCUGAUUUCAUUUCGCGAUGCAAGGCUAGGAAGAAAACUCUUCUUGAGUACCCAGUCGAGGGAAACCUUAGUGAAGAAUACGAAUGGUUCACCUUUUUGAAAGACCUUUUCGACUACAUCUCCAAAAACAUGGGGUUCCUCAUAUGGGGUAAGAAGGGCAAGAGCGCUCCGAGAGAGCGUACACAUACAACGCCGCAUAGCGAUCAGACCCUACAAGGCUCACAUCGCCUGGCUGAAGUCAAAGCGAUGUCGCCGACCCAGGAGAGCUUCAGUGGACAACAACAAAAUGAUAGCAGCGAAAUCACCCAUGCUAGGGACAAUCAGACACCACAGUCCAACGAUACGGAGAUCAAUGAGAUCACAUCGGCUCUUCUACCGAGCGAGAUAUUGGAACAACAGAUACACCUUCGUAUCAACCCUCGCCAGUCAAGCAAGCUUACAAACAGACGACCCUGGACACGAGAUGAGGAGAAGGCUCUACGCCAUGCUUUGGAACUCAAAGGACCGGCAUGGUCCACGAUUUUGGAGCUCUUUGGUCCUGGCGGUCGUAUCAAUGAGUCGCUUAAGAACAGGACGCAAGUGCAGCUCAAAGAUAAAGCUCGUAAUUGGAAGAUGUUUUUUUUGAAACUGGGUCUUCCUGUACCAGUGUACUUGCAAAAAGUUACGGGAGAUCUAGAAAGGGAGGACAAGUUCAAGGCCAAGAAUGCAAGGCAGAAGAAGACGGCCGCAGCGCCAGUACCAGCAGUUGCGAAACGAGAAGACAUUGAAGAAGAGGACGCAAAGAAGGGAUCUAAGAAAAGAAGGAAGCUGUAG